Messenger RNA from Oppia nitens, 718 nucleotides. RefSeq names its product pre-rRNA-processing protein TSR2 homolog. Bases 85 to 705 code for a protein of 206 amino acids. NCBI's taxonomy places the organism in Eukaryota, Metazoa, Arthropoda, Arachnida, Sarcoptiformes, Oppiidae. The record is from RefSeq and is a predicted model, not a curated record. The transcript has a single exon. Gene Ontology annotation, cellular component: nucleus. Gene Ontology annotation, biological process: maturation of SSU-rRNA from tricistronic rRNA transcript (SSU-rRNA, 5.8S rRNA, LSU-rRNA).
AUGCGUUUUAUAGACAUUGAAACACAUGUUAUAUACUUAUGAUGUGAUUGUUUUGUGGAUCCGAUUCAAGUGAUAGUGUGUGCUAUGUCUUCGACAACAACUGCUGAUGAAGUGUUCAGUUUGGCCAUCGAGACAUCGAUGAUGGCCUGGAAAUCGUUUCAACUAUCUAUUGAACACGGAAUGGGCGGUCAAUAUCAACGGGAAAAGUUAGUUUGGAUGAAACAGACCAUCGAAGAUGUUUUCCGACAGAAUUCUGGUGGUAAUGGAGGACUACAUGCAGAUGAACUGGAAGAAUAUGUCGGCGAAAUUCUGGACAACGAGUUCAAUACGGUCAUAGAGGACGGAUCGCUGGGUAUAUUUGCCUCAAAUGUUUGCCAAUUUUAUCGUAUGUGUGCCGACGGCCAACAUCGGCAAGUGAUGGACAGUGUCGACGAUAUGCGACGUAAGGCCAACAGCGGUGUUGUUGUCGGUAACACUUGUCCGCAGGCUAUCAGUGAAGAUAUGAUGGUCGGCGUCGUCGAGAACGGUCUCAACUCGUUAGACAUUGAGGACAAUGACGAGGACGACGACGAAGAAGUAGUUGAAAGUGAUUCACGUGUUGUCGUCGUCGCUGAAGAUAUGAAGACUACCGAAGAAGCAAAAGAAGAAGAAGAAGAAGAUGACGGCUGGACUCGUGUUCAACGAAAAGGACAUAACAAACGAUGAUUUGAUUUUGAUU